AUGCAACUUCUGAAUGACCGACUGGCUACUUACCUAGAGAAGGUCCAUUCUCUGGAGGAAGAAAAUGCCCACUUGGAGAGAAAGAUCUGUGAGUGGUAUGAGAAAAAUGCACAUACCUCAUUACCUGAUUUCCAGCACUAUUAUCAGACCAUUGAGGAACUCCAACAUAAGAUUUUUGAAGCAUCUGUGGAAAAUGCCAAGAUUGUGCUCCAGAUAGACAAUGCAAGACUGGCUGCUGAUGACUUCAAAAACAAAUAUGAGAUAGAGGUCAGGCUGAGAAAUUUUGUUGAGACUGACUUGAAUGGAUUACGCAAAGUUCUUGAAGGUUUGAACAUAGAGAGAGGAGACCUGGAAAUGCAACUCGAGAAUUUACAGGAUAAAUUGCUUCAGAUGAAGAAGCACCAAGAGGAGGACGUAAUUUGCCUCCGCAAUCAAUUGGGUGCCAGGAUCAAUGUGCAAGUAGAUGCUGCCCCAUCUGUGGAUCUCAACCGGGUCUUGUGUGAAGUUAGAGAGCAAUACGAAAACCUGAUGGAUAGGAAUCUCAAAGAAGUUGAGAGCAUGUUUAUUGCUCGGAGUGAGGAACUGAACAACCAGGUGGCAUCUGGAUCUGAGCAACUUCAAUCAGUCCAAACGGAAGUUAUUGACUUAAAGCGAUGUAUGCAGACCCUGGAGAUUGAGCUGCAGACUCAGCUAAGCAUGAAAUCUGCUCUUGAGUGCACCUUGGCCGAGACAGAAGCUUCUUUCAGCUCCCAACUUUCCCAUCUACAAAUCCUUAUUGACAAUGUAGAAGAACAGUUGUCACAGAUCCGAUCAGAUCUAGAGCGCCAGAUCCAUGAGUACAAGAUUCUCAUGGAUCAAACAACCCACCUGGAGAUGGAGAUCACUACAUACAAGCGAUUGCUUGAAGGGCAGGACAUGCACAUUCCUGAACAUCGCCAUCAUGACAAGGCCAGCAAGGAAAGUAAGUAUGACAGUCAUAAUUAUCUCACAUCAUCCCAAAGCAACUCAUCAGUUCCCAUGAAUCUGAUCAUGGAAAAGGAGGUCAGCAAAGCAAGGAACACGGUCAAAAAAACAAGUGAUUCACUUAAACAUGAUAACUCAGAAACCAGUGAAGAAUCUGACUAUAAGUUAGUUAUCAUUGAUUGGGAGAAUAUGGGCUUCACUGUCCCAGGCCAAAACUUUAGUAUUGAUAUUGACAAGGCCUUUAGUUCUUUUAAUAUCUAUAAUAUUGUGUAA
Messenger RNA from Pseudophryne corroboree (corroboree frog), 1236 nucleotides. RefSeq names its product keratin, type I cytoskeletal 19-like. Gene Ontology annotation, biological process: epithelial cell differentiation; intermediate filament organization. Gene Ontology annotation, cellular component: cytoskeleton. Bases 1 to 1236 code for a protein of 411 amino acids. The transcript is spliced from 8 exons. The record is from RefSeq and is a predicted model, not a curated record. Gene Ontology annotation, molecular function: structural molecule activity. Lineage: Eukaryota; Metazoa; Chordata; Amphibia; Anura; Myobatrachidae.